Molecule: messenger RNA, 1674 nt
Organism: Prunus mume (Japanese apricot)
Lineage: Eukaryota; Viridiplantae; Streptophyta; Magnoliopsida; Rosales; Rosaceae
Source: RefSeq, a predicted model, not a curated record
AUGGUGGACUUGUCCAACAAUAAAUUCCAUGGUGUGAUUCCAUCGUCAUUCUUCCGACGAGCUACGAAUUUGACUAGUUUCAAUGUCGGGAACAACACCUUCUCAGGUUCUAUCCCAUCCUCUAUAUGUCUUCAUUCUUCUCCCCUGAUUAGGCUGUUGGAUUUUUCCAUCAAUGAAUUCAGCAGCAAUAUUUCUGGUGGACUAGGGAAGUGUUCGAAACUACAGGUUUUUCGUGCUGGUUACAAUAGGCUCUCUGGACAACUUCCAGAAGAUAUCUAUAAUGCUACCACACUUGAAGAAAUCUCGUUACCUAGAAAUGCGCUUCAUGGAGACAUUAGUGAUGAAAUUGUCAACCUCACCAACCUCACAAUCCUUGAAUUAUAUGUUAAUCAAUUCAGUGGCAUGCUCCCGAUGAAUAUGGGCAAGCUCUCCAAAUUGAAACUCAUUCUUCUUCAUUUCAACAAUCUAACAGGUUCUCUGCCCCCAUCUUUGCUGAAUUGCACAAACCUUAGAGAAUUGAACCUCGGAUUCAACCAUUUUGUAGGAAAGCUCUCCAUGCUUGAUUUCUCCAAACUUAGUCGCCUUACUAAACUUGACUUUGUGAGUAAUCAAUUCACUGGUGUCUUCCCAACUAGCCUUUACUCAUGCAAGUCCCUGAAAGCACUUCGGCUGAGCUUAAAUGACUUAGACGGACAAAUACAGCCUGAGAUUCUUUCACUGAAAUCUUUGUCCUUCCUCUCGCUUUCUGCGAGCAGAUUGUCCAAUAUCACAAGGGUACUUAAUAUACUGAUGGGCUGCAAAAGUCUGAAGGUUCUCAUCCUUUCAAACAAUUUUAUAGGUGAAGAAAUGCCAAACGGUGAUGGCAUCGUUGGUGUUGAUGGAUUGCAAAAUCUUUGUAUUUUGUCUUUCCGUGGUUGUCAGCUCACUGGUCCCUUACCUAUAUGGUUAUCCAAAAUAAAAAAGCUAGAGGUCUUGGAUUUGUCCUCUAAUAGAUUCACAGGCUCAGUUCCAACAUGGUUCGGGAAUUUUCCAAGCCUCUUUCACAUAAACUUAGGCAACAACCGAAUUUCAGGUGAGCUUCCAAAGCAACUUUGCAAAUUACCAAUGUUGGUGUCUGAACAAACUGCAGCUCAAGUAGAUCAUACUUAUCUCCAAUUGCCUUUCUUCAUCAUACUAGCAAGUGAUGCAGACUUUUUGCAGUACAGUUCCCUUUCUUUCUUUCCACCAGCUAUACACCUAUACAAAAAUAGCAUCAAUGGGAAUAUACCAACUGAGAUCAGCCAAUUGGUCCUUCUUCAUGCAUUAAAUCUUGACGACAACAAUUUCUCUGGAAACAUUCCCGACAAAAUAUCCAACCUGAAAAACUUAGAGACGUUGGAUCUUUCAAUGAACCACUUGUCCGGAGAAAUCCCACCAUCAUUGACGAGCCUUAAUUUCUUGUCCUUUUUGAAUGUCUCGUACAAUAAUCUCGAAGGUCCAAUACCAAAAAGCACUCAGCUCCAAGGCUUUGAUGCCUCUGCCUUUGAAGGGAAUCCGAAACUCUGUGGUGCCCCUCUUCAGAAUGAGUGUCCUCUAAUGCACCGUAAAAGCCAAGAUAUGGAGAAUGUCUCACCUACACAUCAACACAUCAACACAUCAACACAUCAAACUUGGAAAACCAAAAACCCUUACUAG